Botrytis sinoallii is the source of this 636-nucleotide messenger RNA. RefSeq lists its product as uncharacterized. NCBI's taxonomy places the organism in Eukaryota, Fungi, Ascomycota, Leotiomycetes, Helotiales, Sclerotiniaceae. The transcript is spliced from 2 exons. The coding region runs from base 1 to 636 and encodes 211 amino acids. The record is from RefSeq and is a predicted model, not a curated record.
AUGUGCCGCUUCUUUCAGGUCGCAACCUUUCUCCUCGCAUUACUCCUUGCAAUCACACAUGGGAGAAAUAUUCCAAACAGUCUCAAUAAUGAUGUGUUGAAGCUUAACUCUGGCCUGCCUACUACUCAUACUACCACCGGUUUCAUCGAACGUAGAGAUUCGACUUGCACAAUAUGGAGAACUAGCUGUAGUGAGUAUUCUAGCACUGCAAGCAUCGAACCUCGAGCUUUAUAUGCGUCGGAGACACCUUCGUUCGCGAAUGGGUUCCCCACCACCACAAUCACAGACGCAAUAGCUACCCCAUUGAUAGCUCGUGACGACACUGUGACAGAGGGCAAUGAUAUCUUGUACAUCCCCGACCCGUGUACUUUUUGCUUGGUUGUUGUAGCUACAAUGACUAUUCAAAGGGCCAUGGGAAAGUUGACCCUAAAUAUUGUGGGGAUUUUACUACCUUUGCGUAUUUGGGUUUAUGCUGAGCAGAUCAACCCGGGGUAUAUGCACACGAUCGUUAUGUUUUAUGGUUAUGAUUGUGCCUGGAUACCACACAUUUUGAUCAAUGGUUUGAAUGUCUCUCCUUUCCCUUCCUCGAAGAUCUAUCUGUUUGCGUUUAAGUUUCUCCAAAGAAUUAAAAAUUGA